AUGAAUUUUGCCCCUUCUUUGACAACCGAGAUCCAGUUAAAUGACGGUCAAACUUGCACAAACCGAGAAGUAUUUCAAGAUAUAAGCAAUGUCACUUCUGUUCAAACUUCAGAUACAGUAGCUGCACAAAGAACUGAUAAUGCUGCGACUUUUAGCAGAGACGAUGUUGAUGACUCUUUGCCGGAGUAUUCCCACUGGCAUCCCAGGCUAGUUAAUCCGGAAUCAGCACCGUAUCAAACUAAAGACAACCCGGAGACAUCAGAAGCAGAACAAAAUCAAUCCGACCAGCAGACGCACUCACUAAAACCAGCUGAAAACCCUGUUUGUCAGGAACCAGAGACAUCACAACCAGCUAAUGCGCCCACAUGCGAUAAAAGCGACAGUAGCUUUGUUUUGACUUCUCCAAACAACUCUUUCCACAUCUAUUUACUAAAACAUCCUCUCGUGUUGUCAAAAAGCGUGGAAAAACGGCAAUUAUCACGUCGUCUCCCUACAAAUAAGAAUAAGAAGUCAUCGACCAGAAAAAAAGAUGCUGAGCAGAAAAAAAAGACAGAGAAAAUAGAAACAAAAAAGAGAAAAGAUGAAUUUAAAAAAAAGCAGAAGAAAACUACUACAAAAGCUCAAAAUAAAAAAUCACAUAUAUAUAAAUAUAAUAGCUCAUCAGCGAAAACAGCAAAACGACGAAGAGUCUCAUCAUCUGGAGAUGAAAGUGAAGAAAAGGGGACACACUAUGUAUGUAUUGUGAGGAAGUAUAUUCCGUUUCAAUUGAAGGGAGGACAUCAUGCUCAUUAUGUGCAAGAUGGGCUCAUAAUAGCUGCGCAGGAAUAG
This is a messenger RNA of Parnassius apollo (apollo), 828 nucleotides long. The record is from the annotation of a GenBank genome assembly. Lineage: Eukaryota; Metazoa; Arthropoda; Insecta; Lepidoptera; Papilionidae.